AUGAAUUAAACAUAAACUAAUUUAUCUCAGGUGAGACAAAAAGAAAAGGUAGCCUUGAAUGACGGAUUGCCUAAGAUUGAACCAAGAAUAGUCAUUGAAGAACUUAAAAGCCAUUUGUACUCUGAUGACAACUUUAAAAAAUUAUUCUCAGAUGCAGAAGAUAAGAAAUAUCGAGAAAACUUUUAAUUAUUUGAUAGAGAUGGCGAUGAAAGAAUAAGCUUUACUGAAUUGCAAGAAUUGUUGACAUCCAUUGGAUACAUCUAUGAAGAAUAGGAAUUGAGUGAGUUAUACAAGGAACUUGAAGAUUCAGAGGGAUAAGGAAUCAGAUCCGAUGCUCUAUUCAUUCUAGUUAGCAAAAAGAAAAGGGAAUAAGAUAGAGAAGAAUAACUAAUUGAAGCUUUUAAAUCUGUGGAUUUAGAAAACACUGGGUAUAUUUAAAGUGAGUAUUUCAAAGAAUUGUUAAUGACUAUGGGCUAUAGAUUUACUGAAGAUGAGGCAGAUGAGUAUAUGAAAUUCAUUGAUCCAAAAAAUGAAGGGAAAUUCUUAUACAUAGAUAUUGUUAAAAAAAUACUUAAAUGAAUUAAGAUAAUAUUGAUAUCAUAAUUUAUUUAUGUUCUAAAAUAGAAUUAACUAAUUGAUAAA
Messenger RNA from Paramecium tetraurelia, 642 nucleotides. RefSeq lists its product as uncharacterized. Gene Ontology annotation, cellular component: cytoplasm. Lineage: Eukaryota; Ciliophora; Oligohymenophorea; Peniculida; Parameciidae. The record is from RefSeq and is a predicted model, not a curated record. The transcript has 3 exons. Gene Ontology annotation, molecular function: calcium ion binding.